AUGACUUCAGAAAUCAGCUAUCAGGAUGGACCAGUGUUUUCCAGAAUAGACGACAGCCCUACAGAGGAUGACGAGCCGAUUCACGCGACCGGCCCGUCACGAGUGCAGAACGAAUAUGAGCGAAUCGGUGGCCGGGAGGGAUCCUCGGUGGGCAAGCCUUUCCUGGACUAUGGCCAAGCUGUGGAGUAUGGCAUGGAGAAUGUGUCCUGGCUCCAAAGACGCUCAGCGUGGGGAAGGUAUCUGGUGAAUCUGUUCCUGGUAAUCACCCAGCUGGGCUUCUGCUGUGUUUACUUUGUCUUUCUCAGUGACAAUGUCAAACAGGUGGUUGAGGCUGCAAACGGGACCACCACUAACUGCCAUACUAACCAAACAGCAGUAAUUAUUCCCAGCUACGAUUCACGGAUCUACAUGCUCUUCUUUCUGCCUGCUGUCAUCGUUCUGGUUUUUAUACGUAACCUACGGAUCCUGGCCCCUUUUUCCUUUUUGGCCAAUAUAGUCAUGUGCAUCAGCCUUGGACUGGUCUAUUACUACUGUCUAACGGUUCUGCCGCUGGAGAACAAGAUGCAGAGGCCACAGAACUUCAGUAAGGUUCUGUACCUUGGCAUGGCCAUCGUCACCGCGCUCUACAUCUCUCUGGGCACCAUCGGGUACAUCUGUUUCGGAGAGCGCAUCGGCGGAAGCAUCACUCUAAAUUUACCCGACUGCUGGAUGUAUCAGGCAGUGAAACUGAUGUACUCGUUUGGGAUCUUCAUCACAUACGCUCUGCAGUUCUACGUGCCAGCGGAGAUCCUGAUCCCGUGGGUGGUUAACAGAGUGUCUGAGCGCUGGAAGCUGUUUGUGGACCUCAGUGUGCGUGUCACGCUCGUCGUCAUCACCUGUGCAUUGGCCAUACUGAUUCCGGAGCUGGACCUGGUCAUCUCUUUGGUGGGUUCCAUCAGCAGCAGUGCCCUGGCUCUUAUUUUCCCCCCCAUCCUACAGAUCAUCACCUUUCACAACGAGGGCCUCUCCCCGUGGCUGGUGAUCAAGGACGUCAUCAUCAGCGUCUUUGGGCUGGUGGGCUUCGUGGCCGGAACCUACAUCUCCAUCCAGGAGAUCAUCACACGCAACAGUGCCAAACACGGUCUCUCUUUUCAGGUCAUGUGA
Messenger RNA from Chanos chanos (milkfish), 1143 nucleotides. RefSeq names its product solute carrier family 36 member 1 (gene slc36a1). Lineage: Eukaryota; Metazoa; Chordata; Actinopteri; Gonorynchiformes; Chanidae. Gene Ontology annotation, biological process: L-alanine transport; proton transmembrane transport; glycine transport. The record is from RefSeq and is a predicted model, not a curated record. Gene Ontology annotation, molecular function: amino acid:proton symporter activity; L-proline transmembrane transporter activity; L-alanine transmembrane transporter activity. Bases 1 to 1143 code for a protein of 380 amino acids. Gene Ontology annotation, cellular component: vacuolar membrane. The transcript has 8 exons.